CGCGAACCUCCAUCGCUUCCUUCACGACUUACGAUUUCCUUCACGAUGUCGGACGACGAGUUCUCUCAGAUGAUGGCCUCCGAUAUGGCGGAGAGGCUAGCGAAGAUACUCAAGGAGAACCCAGGAAUUAGUCAGGCAGACGCCAUGGCGAGAGUACAGCGGGAGAUGCUGAAGAACAACCCAUUCGUUCCCCCUGAGGGCUGCCCGGUCAACUCGCUGCCGGACGAGCUCCUUGCGUACAUAUUCACCGUUGGAGUGCAGCUGCAAGAAGAGGAGGAGGAAGACGACGAUGAUGACGACGAGGAGGAAGAGUUGUUGAUGCAGGACGACGGGGACGAUGAAUGGGAAGAUGAGGACUCGGUUGAGGGGCGUCCCUCCCGUCCAAAGAAGAAGAGCACAGCCCCGAAGGCCGGCGAAAAGGCGGAUGGGGAAGAGACGCAGACGGACAGCUCUACGGACUCCGAGGACGACGAUGAAGAUGAUGAUGACGAGGGCCCGGUCAUGCCAUUCCAGGUGCUUGUGUCGCAUGUAUGCCAGCGGUGGCGGCAAGUUGCACUUGAUACUCCCGAUCUAUGGACUACCGUGUACUUCACUGAGCCCUCGCCGUUCGAGAAGUCUCGGGCAUACGUCAAGCGGUCCAAGAACCGUCCACUCGACAUCAUCCUCAACCUCAGCAACCACGAGCACAGCGAGGACGAGGACGCGAUCGACGGCAGCGCGGUGGCGGAGCUUCAACCCGACGGCAACCUUACCGUCCGCCCGCGCGACUCUGCAGACCCCGAGGCGACCUACCCGUGCCCGAGUAACAUCUCAAAGGACGAAGUCAAGGAGAUUCUCGACAUCAUCAUCCCCGAGACCGAGCGGUGGCGACACUUCGAGCUCGAGACGGACUCGUAUGAGUACAUCUACGAGUUGCUGGACCGUUUAUCAAAGGUCGGUCCAGCACCAGAGCUCGAGGUCUUCCAGAUCUAUCACUACGAGAACUGCGAAGACUACCAGACCUUCCAACCCGCCGAGCUCGCCACGCCUUUCCGCAUAUUCGGUGGGACGACGCCAAAGCUCGAGAUGCUGGCCCUCUGGGGUGUGCACGUAGCAUGGGACGAAUGCGUGUCGAUGUUCGCAAAUUUGAAGGACCUCGAGCUUGCGUACCAUGCUAGUGACGUGCGGCCCUCCUUCGAGACCUUCAUUAAGAUGAUUUCGUCCGAAAACCUCAAGACGUUGGCUAUUUCCCUCUCUGGUCCCGCAGGUGACCCGAAGGAAUGGCCGACGGACAUCAUCGAGCUACCCUCCGUUGUCGAAUUGAUCAUUUCCGACCACGAGAAGGCCUACAUCUCUCAGCUCAUGCACAUCCUCUCCUUUCCCAACGUCAAGCACCUCGUCGUUGACGCCAACAACGAGGACUUCACGGAGUUCGCCCUGCAGCUCGCCUCUCCCAUGCCCAACAAGUCUCGCUCCAUCCUCGCCGGCCUUGAGACGCUCAAGAUCGGCGGCCUGCCCUGCGACGAGAACGCUGCGAACGUGUUCCUCGACCAGCUGAGCGGCCUGCGGGAACUCAAGCUGAAGUGCCUUGACGGGCCCGAGCAAACGGAGGGCAUCUUCUUUCAGCUCCUCCAGAAGCCGCGCCCGGGCGCCGCCCAGGGUGAGGGUGAGGAGAAGGCCCCGAUGUACUGCCCGCGCCUCGAGAAGCUCGCGACGCAAGGCAUCGACGGGCAAACGAUGAAGGCCAUGGUGCAGGCACGGCAGGCCGCUGGCGCGCCGCUCAAGCACAUCUCCUUCAGCGACGACGACGAUGUGGACAUCCUCGACGAGAACUGGCUGCGCGAGCACGUCGAGACGCUCGACUUCUACGAGCCGUCGGACGAUGAGAGCGAGUAUGACGACGAGGAGUUGAGCGAGGACAUUGACGGCGAGGAUGUCAUCAUGCCCGGAGGCCUGGUCCUGCAUCUAUCGUGACUCGUGCCUGUGCUUGCUGCGCCGGUGCUAGCGUAUUUGCUAGUGACCUUUGCCUACUACUUCCUGGGGUCUAGCGUUCGGCUGGUGCAAGCACUCCUCCUCGGUGGUUCUGCGUGGGUGGCCGUGGUGCAACGGGAGCGCCUCGGAGACUACAUGCGGACUCACCGGUUCCCGUUCUGAAUUCGUUCGUUUCGAAUGACGGCAAUGUAAAAUUAUCAUGUAAAUGCUGUAGACGCUCACGACAUGUAUAUAUUGCGCAGACAACGCUGACCAGGCUCUUGUGGGGACUCA
Molecule: messenger RNA, 2244 nt
Organism: Schizophyllum commune H4-8
Lineage: Eukaryota; Fungi; Basidiomycota; Agaricomycetes; Agaricales; Schizophyllaceae
Exons: 4
Coding region: 46-1953 (635 amino acids)
Source: RefSeq, a predicted model, not a curated record